Messenger RNA from Anastrepha obliqua, 1604 nucleotides. RefSeq lists its product as uncharacterized. The record is from RefSeq and is a predicted model, not a curated record. Lineage: Eukaryota; Metazoa; Arthropoda; Insecta; Diptera; Tephritidae. The coding region runs from base 287 to 688 and encodes 133 amino acids. The transcript is spliced from 3 exons.
CGGCCAUUCAGUUGUUCGCGAGCGUUUAAACCAGUUGGACGGACCCACUUAAAUUGUUUUGAAAUUUUUGUACUUCAUUGCGAAUAUUUGUUGCUAUUUGUCGCAUUUAUUGCAAUUAAGUUGUGUGCAAGACCGAACAAAACAAAAAAAACAAGAAACAUAAAAGAAAACAAAAUCAAAAGUAAAACAACGAAAAUUACAUGCAAUAAAAAGACACUCACAGAAGGCAUUCAAUUGAAGGCAACCAUACAAAUAAAUAAACAUAAAUAAAAGAAACCUUCAUAACAUGACAAAAAAGCUAACUAGCUUUAGCUACAAGUUAGCUUUUGUUUGGCUAACUUUUGUGUUGUUGCUGUUGCAGUGUUGUGGCGGUGCACUGGGUUCGCCGAUGUUGUACAAGAAAAAUCCGCAAGACAAAUAUGAAGCAGAUCUUGUACCCGUCUCCUCAACUGUCAUACCGCUCACAGUGCUCGAAGUCAGCUAUGGACUAGGCGGCAAGCCCAGUGAGGAGUACAAGCAGGCUUAUCUGAAGAAACUGCGCAAGAAGGUGCAACUUAAGCAACAUUUAAAGCAGCAGCAGCCACAACAACACGAUGAAGAUGAUGCUGAAAUAGCAGAUCCCGAUACGCUCAUAACAAUCAAAAAGAAACAUAACGACACCAAUAAAGCCAAAGUCAAGGGCAUCUAAAGCAAUUGAAGAUGACAACGAUGACAGUUAGCGCGCAGGGGCCAGGGCUAUGCUUGAAAUGACAUUUACUAAUAUAUCAGCAGUGAUAACAACAACACCAACAACAAACACAACAACGAAAGCAGCGAAAACCACAUAAGCAACGGUAGGAAAGAUGACAGCAAUCAAUGCUGAAAUCAUUGCAAAGCUACGCUGGAUGGCUAGCUGGCGUUGUGCACUCACCCGGCUUUUGGCGCGAAGGCGUACAGAUUUUAAGUGCAUUGCUUGCUGCUUCGAACAAUCUGUUUUUAGCAGUCAAUAAUGAUGUCACUACGCUUCAGCACAAUUUUAGUGUAUGGAAUAAUAGCGAUAAAAAAAGAGAAAAAGUUGUUGCUUGCUUGCUGUCAACCUCCUCCAGCUGUGAGUCAACGCAUCACUAACCAAUUUUAGUUGCUUUUGCUUACUUGGUGAUGUUUUUGGACAUCACAGUUUUCGCUGUCACUGCCACAUACGCACACACACACUCCCACACACACAUAAUUGUAUAUACUAACACGCAUACUUAUUCAAUAUUUUAAUCCAUUGAUAUUCACUUGGCUUCUACUAGGCAGCAAGAAAAUAGUUUAUAUGUAUGUAUGAAUCUACAUGUGUACAUAUGUAGAUAAUGCAAUGUAUUGAAAUCACUUAAAACAAGAAGAAAUACGAUAUAAAACCAUUGAAAAGCGUGAAAAAAUCCAAAUUAAUUAUUUUGUCGCAUUUGUAAAAUUUUAUACGGGCUUUAAUAAGACAGCCAUUCUAUGUAUGUAUGUAUAUAUGUACGUAAAUACUUGUAUAUAUGUAUAAUACUUUAUUUGUACCAUAUUUGUAACUGUUAUGUAUACACAAAGCAAUGUAUAUAUCAAUUUGUUUUUCUAUCCAAUAAAUGCUUGCAUUCAAA